Messenger RNA from Schistosoma mattheei, 2882 nucleotides. The record is from the annotation of a GenBank genome assembly. Lineage: Eukaryota; Metazoa; Platyhelminthes; Trematoda; Strigeidida; Schistosomatidae.
GUUUUUUCUGAAUUUGCAAGCUCGCACCUUUGUAGCGCUUGGUUUGGUUAUGUUUGUUGUUCAUGGUAGUCACGUACAACUGUAGUUCUGAAUUUCGCAUCGAUAGUCGGAUUAAAAAGACUCACACAUAGCUAGCGAUUAUCCAAAACCCAAAGCUUCUUUGGACUUUGACAACCUAUUAGAGUUUCCAGAGAUGCCGAUUGAUGUCUGUUUAUCUCUACCCCUUAUCGACAGGGUGAAAGAACUUACUAAUAUUUUUGCUCGUGGAAAUUUACAGGUUUGCCAUAAAUGUGUAUGUAUGUUUCUUAGGAGCUCCACGAUUCGGUUGUUCUGGUUGUCGACAAUAUAUUCGGUUAUUCAUGUGGUACAGAAGGCUGGGCUUUACAUGCUGUUAACGAAGCUGAUGAGCCACAUUUGUUUGGUUCUAUUCGAGAGUUCCUCUCGCCCAACGGGAGAUUUUUGGAAGUUUUGUCCAGUAGAUUAACCCUUGAAUUCCCAUCAAUCUAUCAUGAUUUCCCACUUUGGCUUUUAUCAACAGAUUCCCAAAACUCUGUUUGGUCAGGUGGUUGCAAACAACCACGAACUCAGUUGUCGUUAAAUGCAUUUACCUACUAUAUGUUCGCUUUCAUGUGUUAUGCAUCGUACCCUAAAUGGAAACAGGAACUUGCGUUAUGCGAUUUCGAAAACAGUUUAUACCGUACCUUAUUUGAUGAUUACUUAGGCUUUUACUUAUAUACUGACCCAACCACAGUAAAUGUAAUGGCUUCUAAAUUUCACAUUUUAAGAGCUGGUUUGCAGACACCUGGAUACCAGAAGAAUUUUUCCAAUGAAUUUGUUGGGGAGUAUAUGAAUGGAUCUACGGAUACUUGCUUUCCCGACUUCCGCUUAUUUUGGCAAACAGAGGCAGUAUUACAAGCCGUUUGCGAAUUUCUUCUAUCAUGGAGAGCAACUGAUUAUUUUAAUGGCAUUUCCGAUCUACCUAAAAACACAUCUAUGAUUCCAUCACCUCCCCCAUUAAGUCAUGCUGAGUUCUCAACUAAACCAACUGUAUGUCAACUAUUUCUGGUGAGGUCUUUCCUAAAAUAUUUCUACUUUGCAUUGUUCAAUAAUACAAAUUCAAACUGUUUCCAAAUAUUGCAGCAACAGAUAAUAUGGAACAAAUUUCUCAGUUAUCGAAAAUAUUUAUACAAUAAUCAAGGCGUGGUAGUGUCACCAGAAUCAUCCAUACCGCAUCACAAUAUUAUGAAUCGAUUUUCACGGUUUAUUGUUUACUGUUUUCAACAUUGGCCUUUUGAUCUAAGUUUUGAAGUCGUGCUUGAGACGUGGCUCUCUAGUAUUCAACCUUGGCGUUACUCAGGAUUUGCGCAGCUACAUACUGAUACUCGCUUUUCAUCUAUACCAUGGGAUGCACCCUUAAAUUUAAAAAUUGAUAAUGAGAAUUAUUCUGAUUGGUUGACAUUUGUUGCCCGUCAUUACAGCCUUUAUGUUGGUUUACUCUUAUUAUUUAUGGAAAGAGUUACUAAAAUUGAUUUACAUGUGUGUCGAAAUGCUCAUAUGGUUUAUCGUGUGACAAAAGUGUUUUCUCAGGAUGGAUUUAAAAUGCUAUUACUGAAUACUGAAAAAAUUUUGUCCGAACAACAACAUCAACAAGACGGUAGUUUAUCCAAUGUGAUAGUAUCUGAAUAUCAAGGGGAACAAAGUGGCCUCUGGAAUCCUGUAAUAAUUAGUACAGUUGAAAGGGUUUUAAAUUGUAUGAUGAUUACAAAAGUAAAUUUGCAAUCUGAAGUAAUAAAAAAGAUGGACAAAUUUUCAUCAGAUUCCGACGGAUGGUUUGAUAAAUUUACUAAAUGGUUGUGUAGUUUCCUGAUAUUUGAUAUGGAUAACUCUGACGAAAGUGUCAACAAAUGUAUAUUCUAUUUAACAGAAGGAAUACAUUCAUUACGAGAAUUCUUUGCUAUUCAAGAAACUUUCGAAGCUGUACAUGAUAUAUCCUUGAAACCACCACAGAAUGGUCGUAUACAGUGGGAUGAUUUAUCAGCUAGUCCGAUAAUUACACGACCUCACCUAAAAUCUCCACCAACCUCGUCGAAAUCUCCCAUUGUUGAACACCCUUAUAUAGAUAAUUUAUCUCCAAGUGAUUUUUCUUAUUCAUCUUGGAAUAUAGACGCAUGUUCGAUGCCAAAAACAUCCGUAAAUAGUCAGGAUUCAUCAAGAUAUUAUACAAAGCUCACACCAUUGGAUCGUUUCCAGAUUAUAAUGGGUGUAAAACGUCCAUAUGUUUGUCAACAAUUAAUAAAUCGUGAAUAUGCAUCGACCAUGAAUGCAUCAUAUGAAAAUCGUUACAUACUUACAGUAUGCAAAUAUUUAGAGAAUAAGUUUACUGAAAUGAUGAAACAACACUUUAUUCGCUGGUGUUCAUUGUCAGGUAUUCGAGGAAGAUUUGCACGUCAAUUAUUACUUCCAUCAUCAUAUCCCAAACAACAUGAAUCGCAGAGUUUUUUAAUAACGAAUAAUCCUCGAUUGUCUUUUCGUUUUUUGGCAAAUUAUUAUGUUUUAUUACGAAUUUUUUUCUUGUAUAUAUUUAGCUAUUUUUUAUUCGGUAUAAGUUCACCAUUAUUGUAUAUAGUGUGUUUAAUUGUUUUAUAUUUGUUUUAUGAAUUUGUUAUAAUCUUGUUUGAGUUAUGUCAUGAGAAAGUGAAACGCAUUUAAAAGAUAUUGGUUUCUAUUGUUCUUCUUUUCUAUAUAUAUAUAUAUAUAUAUAUAUAUAUAUAUAUAUAUAUAUAUAUGAUGUUUGUUCCGUUCUCUUGUACUCCCACUGUGUAUAUGAAUGUACAUUAUACUUACUCGACAACUGAAUUUUAAAACAACUUAGUUCCGACUAU